CUUGGAGGGGGGGACUUUGACCGCGCUGCCGCCGGCGGGGAAUGCUGAGGGUGGCCCCCCGGGCCCUGCUGUGCUGCCCCCCGAGAGCCUCGAGAGCCCCCCAGAGCUUCAGCACCGCGGGCAGCCCCACAGCCAUGGCAGCGUCCCCAGACCCCUCGGUGUCCCCAGGCCCCCCGGGCGGGCUGGUGGCAGUGGCCCAGGUGACAUCCACGGCGGACAAGGAGCACAACUGGCAGCAGUGCUCGGCCCUGGUGCGGCGCGCGGCCGCCAUGGGGGCCCGGGCCGUGUUCCUGCCCGAGGGCUUCGACUUCAUCGGGGACAGUCCCCAGCACAGCCUGCAGCUGGCAGAGCCCCUGCACGGGGACACCGUGCAGCGCUACCGGCAGCUGGCCAGGGACUGUGACGUCUGGCUGUCCCUCGGGGGUUUCCACGAGCGUGGUCAGGACUGGGACAGCACCGGCCGCAUCUACAACUGUCACCUGCUGCUGGACAACUCGGGCUCGCUGGUGGCCCUGUACCGCAAGCUGCACCUCUUUGACGCGGCGCUGCCGGGGCAGCCGGCGCUGAGCGAGAGCUCCUUCACCAACCCUGGCCGGGAGCUGCUGCCCCCCAUCGACACCCCCGUGGGCAAGGUGGGGCUGGCCGUGUGCUAUGAUCUGCGGUUCCCAGAGCUGGCCCAGGCCCUGCGCGGGGCCGGUGCCCAAAUCCUGACCUUCCCCUCGGCCUUCACCGUCCCCACCGGAGCUGCGCACUGGGAGGUGCUGCUGCGUGCCCGUGCCAUCGAGUGCCAGUGCUACGUGGUGGCCGCGGCACAGACCGGCCGCCACAACGCCGCCCGCGCGUCCUUCGGUCACUCGCUGGUGGCCGAUCCCUGGGGCACGGUGGUGGCUCAGUGCCACGAGGGGCCGGGGCUGUGCCUGGCCCACAUCGACCUGCCCUACCUGGAGCAGGUGCGCAGGCAGCUGCCCGUGCACGGCCACCGCCGGGGGGACAUCUACGGGACACCGGGGACACCCACGGGGACACCCACGGGGACACCCACGGGGACACCGGGGACGUGACGGCGCCGGGCGAAUCCGCUCGGAGUUUGCACCGGGUUUGCUUUUCUGUCCCCACAAUGGGAUGGCACAACCCAUGCUCUUUUUGGGGUUCCAGAUCAGCCCCAAAUCUGCACCAAUUCAGCCCAAAAUCUUCCCCCAAAUCAGUCCCAAAUCUGCCCCUUUGUCCCCAAAAUGGGAUGGCACAAUGUGUCCCCCCUGCUCUUUUUGGGGUUCCAAAUCAGCCCCAAAUCUGCAUCAAUCCAGCCCCAAAUCAGUCCCAAAUCUGCCCUUUUGUACCCAAAACUGAAUGGCACAAUUUGUCCUCCCUGCUCUUUUUGGGUUCCAAAUCAGCUCCAAAUCUGCACCAAUUCAGCCCAAAAUCUUCCCCCAAAUCAGUCCCAAAUCUGCCCCUUUGUCCCCAAAAUGGAAUGGCACAAUGUGUCCCCCCUGCUCUUUUUGGGGUUCCAAAUCAGCCCCAAAUCUCCAUCAACAUCAGCCCUAAAUCAGCUCCAAAUCUGCACCAAUUCAGCCCCAAAUCUGCCUUUUUUGUCCCCAAAAUGGAAUGGCACAACGUGUCCUCUCUGCUCUUUUUGGGGUUCCAAAUCAGCCCCAAAUCUCCUACAAUUCAGCCCCAAAUAUGCAUCAAUUUAGUCUGAAAUCAAUCCCAAAUGUGCAUCAAUUCAGUCCCAAAUCAGUCCCAAAUCUGCCCUUUUGUCCCCAAAACUGAAUGGCACAUUGUGUCCUCC
Molecule: messenger RNA, 1786 nt
Organism: Zonotrichia leucophrys gambelii
Lineage: Eukaryota; Metazoa; Chordata; Aves; Passeriformes; Passerellidae
Gene: NIT1
Product: nitrilase 1
Exons: 8
Coding region: 42-1061 (339 amino acids)
Molecular function (GO): hydrolase activity, acting on carbon-nitrogen (but not peptide) bonds, in linear amides
Source: RefSeq, a predicted model, not a curated record